This is a messenger RNA of Arachis ipaensis, 1592 nucleotides long. The record is from RefSeq and is a predicted model, not a curated record. Lineage: Eukaryota; Viridiplantae; Streptophyta; Magnoliopsida; Fabales; Fabaceae.
CAAUUGUUAAUUAUGAAUUCACAGUAGUUAGUAUAUAUGUGAAUUAUAUAGAUGUUUUCAACAAAUUCAAGAAUAGGAAGGGAGAAUUCGAUGAAAAAACUCUUGUUCAAGAUGUUCAAGGAAUGUGGAGCUUGUAUGAGGCUACAUAGUUAAGAGUUCAUGGAGAAGAUAUAUUAGAGAAAGCACAUAAAUUCACAUACAACAAACUUAAGUCCAUCACCAAUCAAUUGAGCCCAUCUCUUGCUAACCAAGUCAAUCAAAGUUUAGAACAACCUCUUCACAAGGCAAUUCCAAGAAUGAAGGCAAGGUCAUAUAUGUCUUUUUAUGAAGAAAAUCCUUCCUGUGACAAGGUUGAUCUUCUAAGCUUUGCAAAAUUGGAUUUCAAUAUGGUACAAAAAUUAUAUAAAAAAGAAAUUGGUAGUAACACCAAGUGGUGGAGAGAAUUAGAUUUUGCAACAAAGGUUCCUUAUGCAAGAGAUAGGGUAGUUGAAGGAUUCUUUUGGCCUUUUGCUACGAACUCUGAGCCUAAAUAUAGCACUGCAAGACAAAUGAUAACCAAAUUGUCUAUAUGUAUCUCUCUUGUGGAUGAUACUUUUGAUGUUUAUGGCACAGUUGAAGAACUUGAACUCUUCACCAAAGCAAUCCAAAGAUGGGAUAUUCGAUGCAUUGAGUCUCUUCCGGAUUGCUUUAAAGUUAUUUUUAAUGCAAUUAUGGAAUGCUGGAUGGAAAUAGAGGUUUUCAUGAAUGAUGUGGGUGGAGACUCAAACUUAGUGUUGCAACAUGUUAAACAGGCUUUUUCUAAUAUAGUACAAGCUUACAUGGUUGAAGCAAAAUGGUGCCAUGAGGACUAUAUUCCAACAUAUGAUGACUACAAGAUUAACGGAAUUCUCACUUCAGGAAACCCAUUGUUCACAACAAUGUUCAUUGCUCUUGGAGAAUUUGCAUCCAAAGAAAUGUUUGAUUGGAUUUCUAAUAUUCCCUUCAUCUUAAAAGCCACAUCAUUUGUUGGCAGACUAACAAAUGAUUUGUCCUCACAUAAGUUUGAACAACAAAGGAAACAUGUUGCUUCUGCAGUAGAAAGUUGCAUGAAGCAGUAUAACUUUUCAGAAGAGGAGGCCUAUGAAUUCAUCAAAAAGGAUAUCAAUGAUUCUUGGAAGGAUAUGAACGAAGAGUAUCUCAAGUUAACCGAGGAAAUCCCAAGACCCAUCCUUGAUUGCAUUGUUAACUUGGCUCGCAUAUGUGAGUUUAUAUAUGCAAACUUUGAAGAUAAAUACACCAAUUGUGAACUUUUGAACGAUGACAUCAUGGCACUGCUUUUGGACCCCAUCAUCGUGUAGCAGUUUCCUCAAGAAAUAAAUCGUUUAACAUUUGUUCUAAAUAAAUAACUCUAACAAAUUUUAUUAUAAUAUAAUUAAGAAACUGAGACUAAAAUUUCUGUUUCAUCCUCGUCAUAUUGCGUCUGUUGUGCACGUUGUGACAUGUAUGAUGUUUAAUUUCUCUUUAUCGAUUGUUUGUGUUAUAUUUUAUAUAUCUUCUUCUCUAUUUUUCUUAAUUUGCUAUUUGCAAAAAGCUAAGUAAGGUUAUACCAUUCA